Microcebus murinus (gray mouse lemur) is the source of this 1414-nucleotide messenger RNA. The record is from RefSeq and is a predicted model, not a curated record. NCBI's taxonomy places the organism in Eukaryota, Metazoa, Chordata, Mammalia, Primates, Cheirogaleidae.
CUGGUUGUGUGCCAGUAUGCGAAGAGGUCACUUUGUUAUUCAGUAGCAACUCUGCAGAGUCCUCGAGCAUGUGAAUGCACCAUGAGUAAUGCAAGCAUUCGAAGUGUAGCCGUUCGACACUUUGGUGAAUUACUUAACGAUAUGUGUCAGUACACAUGGAUGCUCAACAGUGUGAUUGUAGGAGGCUUGGUGCCCCUGAUCCUGUUUUUGGAGGAUAGAGACACAAGGGUAGUUAAAGCAUGUAAAUUUACAUUACAAAUCUGUAUCUCACAAUUAAAGUGGCCCAUACCAUGUUUGCUCAAAGAUAGAAGUUACAGUUUUGAGCUGUUGGUGCUCAGCAUCUGUAACAAUCUUAUCAUUACUCAUAGGAACCAUAUUACAGAUUUGAUAUCUGACACGUUAGGGUUCCUGGGGAGUUCCCGAACAUAUCUGAGGAGAACAUCAACUAUUUUAUUAGGAUAUUUGACAAAAGUGGGUGGCUCUUUGCUCCUCAGAGAUGAAGUUGAAGUCAUGCUUGGGGCUAUUGAACGAGUGCUUCGAGACGAAGACCCUCUGAUCAAGCAGUUGGGAGAAAUAACCCACAACAUUAUUAAGGAACUAUCCCAUGCAAUAACCUACUUAACUGUUAAACAAAAUUUACAAAGAUUUCUUAAGUUUUUCUACAUCAAAAAAUUGAAGCCUCUUUAUAAUUAUACCACGCCCUUCGAAGACCAGAUAGACAGUACUAUGGAGAGUCAAGAUUUCAAGAAUUAUGAGGAGGACCUCACAGAAGAGAAUGAUUACCAACUUAUUGGGAUUUCUGAGUUCUUUUCACUCCAUUUGGUAAAACACACAACUCUUCGUUGGUUCCAACUCCAACCUGGAUACCCAGAUUUUCCAUAUGCUCCUGAAGAUAAUAAGGCAUCCUUUCAAUAGAUUCCACCUUCUUCGGGAGAUAGUUGUGGUUAUGAACAGCACCUUUCUCCUUGGUACAUUUUUCAAAUUAUAAUGAUCUUGGCAGACUUCCCUAUUGUUUAUAGGGGAAGAUAGAAAUAACUAACAUGGCCACUGAGGCCAUGCAGAAGCUGACCCUGUAUCAUUUGCCAACCCCAUGGGACACUCCCCUGCCUACUGUCUGUGCUCCAGAGGCACGGGCCUUCUCGGUUCCCCACGCCUCCCCACGUACUAGGACAUUCUUUCCCUACAUGCUCUCCCUGUGCCUGAAACACUCUUCCUUCCCCCUCAGCCAGUCAGUUCCCACCCAUUCUUCAAAAUCCAACUGAAAAGUUAUCUCCACAAGGAAGCCUCUCUCACUUCUCUAACUCCCAAUUGAUUUGAGGAUUCAGCUAAUUCUUCACCAUUUCCCUGGCUUCAUAAGACUAACUGGGCUGCCUCACUUUUGGGCUUGCAUAUUGAAUCAAUACACUUAUCACAG